GAAACCAAUACCAGCAAAACGCUAACAGUAACCAUGUCCAUUCAAACUAUUCGCUUUUUAUGUUAAAAGCCGUGAAUGCUUACAGGAAAGUGGCAAUUUAAAACUGAAUGAAGGGAAGAAGUCAAGAAACAUAAAAGGCUGAAAAGCAGGACUACUUUGAAACCGGAGGAAAAAUGAGGAACUGCUAAGGCAACCUGGCCCGCAUCCAGGGGUGGAACAGGCGCUUUUGGUUUUAACCUAUUGCGUUCUUCAGUGCUGUUUUCAGACUCCAGAUUUACUUUGUUUGGUGGUGUUUUCUCUUUUGCUGAAAAGCUGUGGCAAAGCCGGACUCUUUUACUGUCAGUCAUUCUUUACUGUCAUACAUGGAAGGGCUUAUAUUAACCACCUCAGACUUGGGACCUAUCAUUCUUUGGCAUGAACCGUUGGAAAGUUCGUAAGCAGGGAUGGAGCAAAUUUGAUUUAAGUUGUGGAAAAAGAAGACAGAUUUGUAUUUUUCAGGCUGACAAAAAUAGCUGCUAUGACUUUUCCAGCAACGUGGACAGGGGCCAAGUGAAGCUAAACUGGCCAUGGUUUGUCGGGCAGUGUGGCUUUGUCGGCGGCGAUUUUGUCCCCGGCCGUUCUUGGUGGGCUUGGUGGUGGCAAUCUGCCUUUUCUACCAGACCCUGACACUCAGAGGGACAAGAAAGCUCACAGCCCCUGUCACUGGGGCUGCUCCGAGCCCACCCAUUGACACCCAAGCAAGCAGAUGCAAGAAGGGAUUCUCUGCGGACAAACAGUGCUUCCUUCUCUCCGGUAAUACACAGGAAAUCAGAAAGAUUGAAGAGUCAAUUGAGACACAUUUUGGUAGCCAUGGGAGAAGAGCCAUACUCUACACGCCUCCUUCUUACAGCAAAAUGGCGCUUCAGCUCCAUCAGCGUGUUCUAACUCAGCAUCACUAUUCGGUUGUUAUCGUUGAUGAAAAGCUCGGUGCUGGCCUUGAGCUGGGGCUGCUAGGACAAGGUGAUUUGGGCUCUUGGGAUCUGCUCAUUUGCCUGUCUUCUAGGAAAGCUGAUGGAAAACCCUGCAUAUCCAAGGAAGACAUGUGCCAUAUAGGUUUACAUCAAAAGGUAAACAUUUUACCAGAAAUACAGCAUCAGCUUUGCAGAAAGGAAGGAUUAUGCCAAAUAAUUAGAAGAUUUCCAGAAUUGCAACUUCCAGUUAGUCCCUCUGUGUGUCUGGAUCAGCACAUGCAAUCAAACCCAAGGACUUCAUAUCACCUUUUAAAAACAGUGAAGCCACCUAUGUGGAAACCAUGGGACGGGAGACAUGAACAGCUGAAUCAAACGGUCCUUGCUACACAUGAAGCAAUCUUUAGAGCUGAAGAUCUAUCUGUGAUUCUUAAAGCAUAUGUGUUGGUGACAUCUUUAACCCCUUUGCGUGCAUUCAUUCAUUCAACUGGCACCGUUUGGAAUCCACCAAAGAAAAAACGCUUCACUAUCAAGCUGCAAACCUUUUUUGAGACAUUCCUAAGAGCCAGUUCACCUCUUCAGGCUUUUGACACUAUGAAGGAAGCCAUAAGCAAGCUCCUGCUAGCAGCUGAAGUACUCAGUGAAACAUCAACUCUGGGACCAAAGACUUUCAAUAGAUGCAGAUUGUGUUUUCAACUUUUAACGUUUGAUAUUGGUUAUGGCAGUUUCAGGUACCCCAUAGUUCUCCAGGUGCAUGAGCAUUUAAAUGUUCAAGAUCAUGAUAAUGUGGAUUUUGAGGACCAAAACACAGAAGAAUUCCUUUUAAAAGAUGCUUUCAAUUUUCUCUUCUCUAAUGAAUCUUCACUAUCCAUAUUUUCUGAAAUAUUUCAGAGAUUUUACAGAUCAGGUAUAUUUAAGGAUGAAAACUAUAAAAAGGAGUUAAAUCAAUGCCUGUCUUUAGAGGAGAUUAACUCAAUUAUGACUUUCGUAAAGGAACUUGGACGUCUGGGACAAUUCCAACUGCUCUUCCCAUCAACUACUCCUGGGAUUCAAUCUUUGAUGAAAGAAUUUUAUGAUAUGGAAAAUCCUAUGGGAAAACCAGGCUCAGUCCUGACUCAAUACUGGUCUCUUUUAAAUGUAUUUGAACAAUUUCAGCUCAUGAAUAAAAAAGCACAGCUACAUCCACUGGAAUGGAAUUCUUUUGCAGAGGAUGAAAAUGUUGAAAAGCCACAAGUGCCAUUUGAGGCAAUUGAAAAUAAAAAAGCUGCAGUGCCACAAAUUAUGAAUGAGACCAAAGAAAUACAUUGCAGUAAUGAUAAAGACACACUAUGUCAUAUCAAGCAGAUCUUCACACAUCCACCUUUGGAACUAAAUCCUGAAUUUAACCCGAAGAUUAAAGAUUAUUACUCUGAAGUCCCAUUUGAUGUGGUUACAGUGACAAUUGGAGCGGAGACUUCUAAGUGUCAGUGCAAGGUGCACCUGCAUGAGCAGGCAGGGCCAAGCUUUGCCACCUACCCUCUGGGCUUAGGAAUGAACAAAAUCUCAGUGUUUGUGGUGGAUGAAUCUCCAGCACAGGGUGAGUCCCUGAUUAUGUACAGAUUCAAUAUCUAUAGAGAAGAACGUCCAAGUCUACCCUUGUUCGAGGACUUCACAGCAUGUGGUUUUGUGCAGGAUUGUGGUUUGCUGAUUCACCCAGAAGAAACCUGUGGAUUACAACCUAUUUCCUCUGACUACAUUGAAGCCAUUUCACAGCCUGAACUAAGGAUGUGUCCAUCAGGGGACACAAAAGGGCAGUGGAUUGUGCCUUGUCUUAGUUGUUCAGACAACAGAACCUGUGACUGGAGAGAAAUAACGUGGCAGCCCCACAACUGCCAAUAUGGUGUCCUGACCAAGCCUCAACUCCAGCAGUGCCUGGGAGGAAGGAAGAUUCUUUUCAUCGGGGAUUCAACCAACAGAGGGAUAAUGUACUAUCUCAUUGAAAGACUGAAUGAAACCUUGCAGGAAUGGCAGAAGGUGCAUGGUACUAAAUUCUAUCACAAUGUCAAUGGUGGGAAGACUUGGAUCGGUUAUUCCUACUAUCCACGGUUCUGGAUAAGCCCUUCAUUGAGACCAACAUUCGAAAAAGCACUUGAACAUCUCUUGCAAAGAUCAUAUCCCCUGGAGAAUACCGGCCAGACUGUAUUAGUUGUUGGUGGUGUUCAGUGGCUUAACUCCAAUCACUUGCAAAUUAUUCACAAGGUUUUGAAGAGAGAAAAUUUACUCAAUAUCCUAGUGAUCAUCAAAACUUUGGGAAUUGGAUUUCAUCUGCCAGUGAAUGGAGUGCAUUUUUUAACACAGAAUGAAGUACAGAAUUUAUGGAAAGAGAAUUUGGUUAUUCUGGAUGCUGCAAAAAAAUAUGGCUAUGAAGUGGUUGAUACAUUCACUAUAACAAUGGGGCGAUACAAAGAGUUUCUACAGGGGAAAUGUGGAUGUCAUUUCCAUGAGAUAGUGAAAUCAAAAUUAUCCAAAGAAUACCAUUUUAUUAAAAUGAAACAAUCAAGGAAUCAUACUGUGGGAAAAUAUUUCAGCAAUCAAAGUAAACUACAACGGCUACAAGACUCUGUAACAAGCUUUCAAUCACCAUACCAUGUCAGUGGUCCAAUUAAUCAGGUUUGUUCUGAAAUCCUUCUCAGCAGGAUGUGUGCACAUAAAAGGACCAUGUAGACUGUCUUCAGGAGGACUGAAUUUGGAGUUGGAGGCAAGCCACUCAACUGGAUGAUGGUCUGGGAAUGACAUCCUGUGCAUCACGUGUAUUUUGGAUUGGCGGCACACACUCAUGUACACUGUCACAGACAUACACACCUAUGUGCACAUACUAAAAAUUUUUUUUCAAACACUUUUUUCUACAGCUUUAUAAAGUCAAGAUAUAUGCCUGGAAAUCAGUUGGUCUGAGAGUGAAAGAUAGAGCUAGAAAAAGAUUACUUGAAGCAAAAUCAUAAACUAGGACCAUGUGGGCCAGGUAUUGAUUGCAUUGUGAUAGUAAAGAGAACUAUAGAUGCCUGAACUAUGUGAAAAAGGAAGAUAAUGCUCGAGUGCUGUGUUAUCUUCCCUAUAGGUACAUUAAUAGUGAAAGGGGAAAAAAAAUCAAUUACAUUCCAUUUGUAAGUAAGUAGGGAUUGCACUUAAGUCCUUUACCAGGAGAAAAUGUGGCCAUUAUGAUGGCUUUGGUUUUGUGAAUCUUAAGCUUAUGGAAAACAUUUCUUCCUAUACUUUUUAAAUUUUAUUAUUGAAUGGAAAAGAACAGGAAUGCUCCACAAGGGAAUUCAAAGGGAUUCUGUGAAAGAGAUAGGAAGUGAAAUAUUUUACAGUUAAAACACCAAUAUAUUUCACUUUGCACUCCCCAUGUUUUUUGCAAACAUUCCCUCCUAUCCAGUCUGUGAACUUGGAUAGGUAACUGCAGUCUAAAUUGAUGAAAUAUAUUAAAGAAGUGAGGAACAAAUUAUGGUUUCUCAUGUGUUACUUUAUAAGUUUCAUUAAUGAUAGCUUUUGUUUGCCAUUAAAGCCCCAUGUAAUUUAAGGUUAUAAUUAGAUUUUAUGUAAAUAUUUUGCAAAGGAUUUGGCAGUCUCAAAUGCAUACACAUUAUUUCCAUAAAGCAUUUGUAUGUUUCCAUAAAGAGGAUUAUGUUACUAGCAACUGCAUUUUGAUUUUUCUGAGCAAUUGUAUCUAAUUCAAAUUCAGAGUUGGCAUAAAAUAUUUUUAAUUAAAACUGUAGCAUACAUAUAAAACAUAUCUAAUUCUACCAUUGAGAACUUUCCCUUCUAUAUUUUAAGUUUGAAAUGGUAAAUUUUAUUUACUAUAGACAAAAGUGUGAGCUAUCUCACAGUUACAAUAGAUCUUAAAGGAUUAUUUUUCCUUGGGGGGGGGUGUUAUUUUGCUGAGAUGGUUCAUUCAAUACAUGGCUGAAAUUACCAAAUGCACAAAUACCUCAAUUCUAUUACCAUACAGAAAAUAAAACUACUUUGAUUGAUCAGUGCCUUAGUAUGAAUACACACUUCCUUUAAAUACUCUAUUUUUAUAUAUAUUUUUAUAUGAAGAUAAACAUGAAUUUAUAUUUAACUGUCUUAAAUUAUACUUAAACACCAAUAUCAGUUGGUAUAAACAAUACACACCUGCAUCUUACAGAUGAUAGAUUUUUGUAAAAGAAUGGUACAGAAUUAACUUUUAAAAUGAAGAAUUUUUCUAGUAUCUCCAGUGGUAUGUAAGCAUCAUUUUUAGGUUUUCAAUGAUUUAAAGAAAAAUGAUAUUGAAUGUUACCCAUUUUCAGAGACUUUUCAUCAUGUUUUAACCUAUUAUAUACUCUUGAACAGUAUUAUAGUCAGUGGAUAUUUCAUGUAAUUUUCUAUGUUGAACUUACUGCAGUUACCUUCUGACUGAGGUUAGUCUGGUAUUUACCUCUUCACUGUUGAAAUAAUAGUAGAUAUUAGAAACAAUUGUAAUAAUAUUGUGUAACAAAUGUAAUAAAUGAGUAACAAGUAA
Messenger RNA from Choloepus didactylus (southern two-toed sloth), 5463 nucleotides. RefSeq names its product cadherin like and PC-esterase domain containing 1 (gene CPED1). The transcript is spliced from 23 exons. The coding region runs from base 567 to 3650 and encodes 1027 amino acids. The record is from RefSeq and is a predicted model, not a curated record. Lineage: Eukaryota; Metazoa; Chordata; Mammalia; Pilosa; Megalonychidae.